GGAAGCCCAGCGGUCGCCCUCAGUCGACCAUGGCACAGGCCUUUUCGACCGCGCUGGAUAGCGCCUUUUCUCUGGACACCGAUGUCAAUCAUCUCUCACAGACCAUCGACCAAAAGAAGCUGCAGAUGAUGAUCCAGACCCGCGAACUCGAACAACUUCAAGCCAAGAUCCGCGAAGCCGAAGAACGCCUCAAAGCUCGACAGUCGGUGAUUAUGGAGGCCAGAAACCCUGCAGCGCAAAGAGACGGUCGGUUCUACGGAGGCUCAGGAAACACGUCAGCGUCGUCGUCGCCCACCGAUUCAGCACAAUUCUCCAGCGGCGAUGAACAGCUGCGACGCAGCCAAGGCCGCAGUUCAUAACGGCAUGUAGGCG
Molecule: messenger RNA, 372 nt
Organism: Aspergillus fijiensis CBS 313.89
Lineage: Eukaryota; Fungi; Ascomycota; Eurotiomycetes; Eurotiales; Aspergillaceae
Exons: 4
Coding region: 30-359 (109 amino acids)
Source: RefSeq, a predicted model, not a curated record